Messenger RNA from Cladocopium goreaui, 1113 nucleotides. The record is from the annotation of a GenBank genome assembly. NCBI's taxonomy places the organism in Eukaryota, Dinophyceae, Suessiales, Symbiodiniaceae.
AUGCAGCCAGGAGGCAAGACUCUGCGUGUUUGGCAUUUGGGCUACCGGACAGAUUUUGGCCUUCCCGGGUUCUCGGACCCGUUUGACAUGUGCACUCUUAUUGAGCUCGUGCUUGUUGAGGGGUUCAGAACCAAUCCAGAUGACCCUGGCACCGAGAAGCUGAGCAUUUGGCCCCCAACAGACGACUGGCUUGAGAACAAGUACGUGAAGCUUCCGCACUUGGAUGGUGCUGGUGAAGGCUGCUAUGCCCUUCCACCUUUCUCGAUCGCGUAUGUCAAAGGGUGGAGGAGAGCGCUUGCUUGUUUGAUCUCAUGUGAAGCAGUUCGAUCGCUGGGAUUGGAUGUUUCCGAGUUGACUUUGAAUUUCAAGGCGUCGCUGAAAGUGAUCCAUGGGACCGUGGGCGCUUUCCAGAGCACCAAGGAAGCAGUGUGGGCAUCACGCGGCAUUACCAUGGCCCAAGUUGCCACCCGCAGAUCUCCCAACGCUAUGAACUUCCUUCGCCAACUGGAAGUGCUCAAGAAGAGUGGUGAUGGCGGGGACUUUGAGGAUUGGCACAAUGCCACCCAGGUAGCUCGUGCCUUCAAAAUCGGCAAAAGUGAAGCGCUGGCAAUCUCGAAUUUGCAAGACAAAAUCAACAAGCAGGUUGUCGUGCUGCUGAAGGAGGCAACCAGGUGUCGGGGAAUGAGGCAGUUCAUGAACCACGACCUUUUGUCGAAAGAUCUCUUCAACGUUGGAUUCAGCAGUGGCGAGACUGGGGCCUUGUCAGCGUGGCCUGUGGAUCUUUCCAACAACCCGGACAACAACUUGGUGAGCCUGUUCAUCGAACGGCUGAAGGCCGAUUGGGACCGCUUGCCAAUCGGCUUGAAAAGGCCAUGGAACUACAAGGAAGCCUUGAUGGUUCAUGCCGCAUGCGGAGGCUACUUGGCUAUCAUGUCUGCGCUCAGGGAGGCAGUGCCCCAAGCAGACUUUGAGGCGCACGAGCAGCAAAUCCGUGACCAAUUCAAUCUCAGCUACUUGGACCCGGACAUCAUUCACUUCCUGGAGAACACGGUCCCCCCUGUCAACCUCCAGGAGGUGAACUUUGUCAGGACAGGUUCAAGUUUUGAAUCCUAA